Messenger RNA from Linum tenue, 986 nucleotides. NCBI's taxonomy places the organism in Eukaryota, Viridiplantae, Streptophyta, Magnoliopsida, Malpighiales, Linaceae. The record is from the annotation of a GenBank genome assembly.
CUGAUCCAUCCGCUAAUUUCUUCGAAUCUGAUCGGGAGUUGAAAACUCUGCAAUUUGAAUGAAUCAUGAUCAAGAAUUUUCUCAUCACCAAGAAGGUUACGGCAGCCUCAUCAGUCAGCAUUUACCUCAAGACUGCUAACCACAGCUACUAUUUCAAACUUUCCAGUGAUCAAUUUUCUCCACAGGACUUGGUAGACUGAUAAUCGACUGUUCGAGCCGUGUAAUAAUAUCCAGUUUUCACCAUGCCUAUAUAUACGGGUCUGUCAGGAGCUCAACUUGCAAUAUACAAACACACACAAGAAUUGAUACUUGCAUAUCGUUCUAAACAUGGCCAUGGCUAAUGCUAACGUUGUCAAGGCAGCAGUGGGUUCCCUGCUACUAGCCUGCAGCAUGAUCAUCAUAGCAGUCCCCUGCGCGAAAGCAGAGAUCUCGUGCCUGCAGAUAACCAUGCAGCUGACUCCCUGCAUCCCCUAUGGCGUGCUUGGAGGGAGCGUGCCACCGGCCUGCUGCCAAGGGGUCAAGGAUUCGAUGGCGCUGGUGAAGACGACAGAGGAUCUUAGGGCGAAAUGCCAGUGCGUUAAGGAUGGUGCUGCUGGAAUCCCUGGUAUCAACUAUACCAGGGUCAAUGAACUCCCUAGCAUAUGUCACGUCACUGUGCCUUACGUCGUUAGCCCCGAAACCGACUGCUCUAAGGUUAACUUUGCCGAAGUAGGGGGGAGCCACCAUUACCAGGCAGCUGAGGAGACUGGCAGUAGGGUUAUAUAAUGGGGUGCGAUUAAUAUUAUGUAGAAGCCAAUAAUGGAGGGGGGAACAAAGAAAGUGAUUGACAAGUUCCCCUGUGGAAUGUUUAUGAACUACGCUGAGUAGUUCUUUUGUCUGGCUAAGUAGUGAUAGAAAGAAUAUGAAUGGUCUACGACUACCAUUGAAGAAUGAUGUAGCAGCAAGAUAUGUUAUGUAAGCAUUACUUUUCUAAAGUAAAAAUAAAA